AAGAGGAGCCGAAGCCAUCGGGGCCGUUCGGUUUAACUCGGGCGAAUUUAUUCCGACAGACCCGCGCCGUAGUCCGCAAAAAUAUAUACUGCGUUCACCGCACAAACAUUUACAAGAGUGAAACGGCGCUUUCAUUCAUUCGAAGGUUUUUGCAAACACCUAGAAGACGAAACGGUGAUGCAAAUCCAGAUUAGAUAACCCGGUAUUUGAUGGGUUGUAGCUGAGACGAUACCAGCAAACACUUUCAGCGUUAUAGGUGUGCUUAAUUAAUUCGUCCCAAGCUUUUUUUUUUUUCUAUUUACCUUGCGCAAGGACGAUUUCAUCGAUUUGCUCCAACGUGGGAUGCUCAAAAAAGACUUGAUUGAAGAAGCAGCUGAAAAAAAAAUUAGGGGUUAGGCCAAACUUAAGGUGGGGGAACGGACAAUCCUCCAACAUUUUGAGUAGUCCCAACGGGGUUGACUUACUCGCAAUUUAAAGACACUUAAUUCAAGGAAAAGUAAAGGAGUACGGAGUCGUCCACAUGAGCGCCGCAAGAACAGAGAACCCAAUUAUUUUGGGCUUGUCCAACCAGAAUGGACAGAUGCGGGGCUCGGUGAAGCCUGCCGGGGGCCCUGGAGGAGGAGGAGGUGGUGGAAGUCAGCAUCAACCAAGCCAGAUUAAGACCUCCUGCACAAUCAACAAUGGCAGCUCCCAGCCCACCACAACAGCCAACACGGUCAUCAAGCCCGGAGAUGAUUGGAAGAAAAAUUUGAAGCUUCCUCCAAAAGACACGAGGAUGAGAACUUCUGAUGUUACAGCAACUAAAGGCAAUGAGUUUGAAGACUACUGCCUGAAGAGGGAGCUUCUCAUGGGCAUCUUCGAGAUGGGCUGGGAGAAACCGUCUCCCAUCCAGGAGGAGAGCAUCCCCAUUGCACUAUCAGGACGGGACAUCUUGGCCCGAGCCAAGAACGGCACAGGAAAGAGCGGGGCCUACCUCAUCCCAUUACUGGAACGCAUCGACCUGAAGAGGGACUGCAUACAAGCGGUGGGCAUCGUGCCGACCAGAGAACUGGCACUGCAGGUGAGCCAGAUCUGCAUCCAGGUCGGCAAACACAUGGGCGGGGUGAAGGUCAUGGCAACGACGGGUGGCACUAACCUCCGCGAUGACAUCAUGAGGCUUGACGAAACAGUGCACGUGAUCAUCGCGACCCCUGGGAGAAUCUUGGACUUAAUCAAGAAAGGAGUGGCCAAGGUCAACCAAGUGCAGAUGGUCGUUCUGGAUGAGGCUGACAAGUUGCUGUCUCAGGACUUCAUGGCGAUGAUGGAGGAGAUGCUGAGCUUCUUGCCCAAACAGAGGCAGAUCCUGCUCUAUUCAGCCACCUUCCCUCUCAGCGUUCAGAAGUUCAUGAAUGCUUACUUGCAGAAGCCUUAUGAGAUCAACCUGAUGGAGGAGCUGACCCUGAAGGGAGUCACCCAGUACUACGCCUACGUGACCGAGCGGCAGAAGGUCCACUGCCUCAACACGUUGUUCUCACGGCUCCAAAUUAACCAGUCCAUCAUCUUCUGCAACUCCUCUCAGCGAGUCGAGCUCCUUGCCAAGAAGAUCUCCCAGCUGGGCUACUCGUGCUUCUACAUCCACGCCAAGAUGAGACAGGAGCACAGGAACCGCGUCUUCCACGACUUCAGGAACGGACUCUGCCGGAACCUCGUCUGCACUGACCUCUUCACGAGAGGCAUCGACAUUCAGGCGGUGAACGUCGUCAUCAACUUUGACUUCCCCAAGCUGGGCGAGACCUACCUUCACCGCAUCGGCAGAUCAGGUCGUUUCGGACACCUCGGUCUGGCCAUCAACCUGAUUACGUACGACGACCGCUUCAAUCUGAAGGGCAUCGAGGAGCAGCUCGGGACGGAGAUCAAGCCCAUCCCGGGCAUCAUCGACAAGAGCCUCUACGUGGCGGAGUACCACAGUGAGGGCGGGGAGGAGGGCAAGCUGUGAGCAGAUCCAUCUUCAACCCCUUAACACCCCUCCCGUCCCACAAACCCCCCACCUUCCCGCGUCCCUUUCCAAGCUAUCUCGGCCAUCUUUCCCUUUAUAUUUCCUUCCCCGUUCCUUUUUUAAAUGUACAGCUUGCGUCUGUCUUUAUUUGCUGUGGUGCCACCAUGAGGCUUGUGUACGCUGGAUGUGACGAGUAUAAACCGUUCCUUUCUGCUGCAGAACACUGACAAUAUGAGCGCUGGGAGAGGGGAGGAAAGCACUGGGGGAACCCAGUGGGGAAAAGAACAACAAAACUCUAGACGCACAUCUAAUAACACAAUCCAUAGCCACUAGCGCCCACAGACCCUCACCCAACCAACCGACUGCUACGCCCCCUACCUUCCAUCCGCCGCUCUGCAGUCUUGCGUUCCCUCUUUCAUAUGACUUGGAAGAGAUUUUAAGGAUUUGUAUCAAGUGCCUUACCAAGCAGUAACUUGUUCAGAAGUAAUAACCCAACCGUCCUGCAUCCUGUCUGCCCCCUUCCGACACUUCCUUCCGCUCACAAACCUCAAGUUCGCCUACGGGGAGAAAAUCAACCCCACCCCCCACACCACUUCUAUAGUGACUCCACGACAGCGUAUCACCCCCCCCCCCCCCCCCCCCUCCCAAAUCAUCUUCCUGGUGACUGAGGCAGAAACUAUCCACUCAGGGGUCCGCAUCACCUCCGAAGGCUUGGUGGCGGUGCAGGCGUCUGGCGGCCAGAGGAACACUAACAUGGAAUAUCUUCGUUUACGGAGAUGCAGUCGUUCCAUUAAUAAGAAGAGAUAUCCUAAGCGGCUGCCAGGUGCUGUCCUGUAGCAUCAAGGAGAAGGUGUGCUCAUGGAGAAACAACAGGCUCUGGUCCAUACCUCCUCUCGUCCUCGCGACGCAACACUAAGACUUGAUGAGCACCCUGCGAACGUCGGAGCGUGGAUUCCUGUCUCCCGUUAUUGGUUCCCCCCCCCACACUUCUCUCCCCCCCUCCCCCCAACCCACCCUGAACUCAGAGCUGUGCCACUGACUUGAGGCACUCCCAUGAAGCCUUGUAUAUACCUUAUUUCAUUUUAAAAAGAUUGUUUUUAAGCAAGUUUCAAAGGCUGGCUGACGAGAGGUUUUGUUUUUGUUUAACCUGUUGAUUUAGACCUCGGCGAUUGCGACUCUCCCAGUAACCUCCCUUGGUCCCAAACAUUGGCCCCUUUAUUUAUCCUUUUAGACAUGGCACACUUCAUUAGUGACUUCAACCUAAUUUUUAUCUUGUGCAUGAACCGUUUUGAAAUAAGGUACAAUUUCAAACUGACCUGUAGGCCAUCUGAAUCUGGUGGCAAAGUGCAAUGUUUAAAACAGAAAAAAAUAAGAGCUGCACUUUUAUUUUCCUUAAGUAACGGCCCUUCAUGACCUUUGUGUUGCCAGUGUUAACGGAGUUAACAUUGUAGACGGACGGUGCUGAUAAGCUUAUGUGCGUAACGAUAACCUGUUUGUUUGUUUGGUCACCAGCCUUUGCUUGUUAAACUUGACAUAUAUAGCGCACGCCAGACGGCGCGAGCGUCGGUUCCUCCUGACAGAAUAUCGUGCCGUGUUGUAGGACUACUUGCUGCAGUGCAGCAGAGCCUGAUCAUUUCUGUUUAGUAUUCGGGCAGUUAUAAGCUGUUACCUUGAUCUCUGGUACAUUAUGUUUGGGAGAAAAUAAUGCUCCCGUUUUCAAGAAUGUUUUAGUGUACCACAAAAAAAGCAACGCAUCGAACCCAAGUUGUAGCAGGAAUUCAGCCUCCGUGCUGAGGGUCUCCUAAAGUGAGCCAUUUCGGCAGAGGAUGCUGCACAAACUAAUGGGUUCGGGGUGGGAUGGAGCAGGCGGGCCACACCAGAGUACACGUCUGUGGGUUCAGGCAACCCACUGACAAGACGCCACUGCUUCUUGUUUAACGGUAUAAAGAGGUGUGUGUUGUGUGGGGUGGGCGUACUGGGCAGGAAGGAGCACCAAAUUUAUCUUUGAGACACUAUUCCGGCUUCUUCUCCUUCUGCCCAGUCCUGGGUAUCGUAGCUCGUGUAUUACACAUUAAAAGUCUGCAUUUAUUUUGUUUUCCAAUUGGAACCUUUUCAGAAUACCAAUUAGGCUCCCUUUCCAACAGAGUUGGUGAGUUGCUCUUUUUAUUUAUUUUCUGGGUUCUAAUCGAUGAGAAGUAAUUGCACACCUAAUUUAUUGAACCCCUUGAGAGCGUCACCAGGUUUCUCAGGGUGGCCUGUUAUCCAACGCUUCUCAAUGGUUAGAGCCGGAUCCCUGUUCCCUCUCUUUACCAGUCUCCCAAGUGUCAACAUUUCCUAUUUGGCAGUUUUUGUUUGUUUUAUUUUGUUGGGGGGGAGGGGGGGGCGCUAUGUAAUUUGUUAAGUUUUAAAAUGUAUGAAAUGUUUGACUGGACGAGGGAGCGGGGAGCCAACACCAGACGCUUGGCAGCUGUCUGUUUAUUAGACCAUUGGUGUUAUCAGCAACUGAAUGCCUUGACCUUGUUUUUAAACUAAUCCCUUGGGUCUUAGUUUAGUGUACUAGGUUUUGGUUGGAUGUUGCUUUACGUCCAAUGGUUGACAGGGAGGGGCUUUGAUGCAUCUUAAAGACUGAGACGAGAGCAUCUCGCCUUUCAUUGGCUGACCACAUUUGAAUAGUUUUUGUGCAAUACAACGGUCUCAUUCUUUAAGAUGUACAUUUAAAUUUAAGGGUGGGUCAAAUUCGGCUGCUGCCCUGAUGCAGGUUUCAACACUUAAAAUGUAGAACACAAUAAAAGGUGAAGAUUGACUCACUAGUCCAGUAGAGGUGAAGGCUCCUUUUCGGUUAGUUUGUUUGAUUCCUGCAUCAGUAAAACCACGCAGGGAGGGGCCCUUCGGGCAUUUUGAACCAGAAAACGCAAUAGAGACAAAAAUGAAGUUCUCAAGUUCUCAAAACAUGUUUCACAAAAUAUCUGCCCUUGAAUUUGGAGGAAUUUUGUUUCAAAUAAUGGCGUUUCAUUGGAAAUACCUUGCUACAAAAAGGAAACCAAAUUUAAGCGUUUUGUUUUCUUCUUCGGAAUUCGCACUUUAGUUAAUUGGCAAUUCUUCAGUGGAGCGAAUUUUACUAAUGACCUGUGUUCAAAAUAAGUUAUGGUUAUUGAAAGUCAUUAAACGUUUAUGUUGACAUAAUAAAGCUCACUGAACUUAAA
Molecule: messenger RNA, 5178 nt
Organism: Gadus morhua (Atlantic cod)
Lineage: Eukaryota; Metazoa; Chordata; Actinopteri; Gadiformes; Gadidae
Gene: ddx6
Product: DEAD (Asp-Glu-Ala-Asp) box helicase 6
Exons: 14
Coding region: 521-1975 (484 amino acids)
Molecular function (GO): RNA helicase activity; nucleic acid binding; ATP binding
Source: RefSeq, a predicted model, not a curated record